This is a messenger RNA of Camellia sinensis, 708 nucleotides long. NCBI's taxonomy places the organism in Eukaryota, Viridiplantae, Streptophyta, Magnoliopsida, Ericales, Theaceae. The record is from RefSeq and is a predicted model, not a curated record.
AUGGCUUCUGAAACUAGAAAUACUAGUUUUGGUAUUACUAUUAUUGUUCCUACUCUGACACCUAUUCAUGCAACAGUUCGAAUAAACCAUGGUGAGACCCCAAAAAAGUUUAAUGGAGCAGAGUUUAGAAGAUGGCAACAGAAAAUGUUAUUCUAUAUCACAACUUUGAAUUUGGCAAGGUUCAUCCGUAAAGAUGCUCUCCUUUUAACUAAAAAUGAGGCUGAUCAGCAAAUGGUUGUUGUAGUGGAAGCAUGGAAGCAUGUUGAUUUCCUAUAUAGGAACUAUAUCCUUAAUAGGCUGGACAAUACUUUGUAUAAUGUGUACAGUCCAUUGAAGAUGGCAAAAGAAUUAUGGGAAUCUUUCGACAAAAAGUAUAAGGCAGAAGAUGCUGGCAUGAAGAAAUUUAUUGUCGGUAAAUUUCUUGAAUACCUAAGGGUAGAUUCUGAAACCCUCAUCAGUCAAGUACAAGAACUUCAAGUGAUAUUUCAUGACAUUCAUGCUGAAGGAAUGAUUCUAAAUGAGUUGGUUGCUAUCAUUGAGAAGCUGCCACCGUCAUGGAAGGAUUUCAAAAAUUAUCUAAAGCAUAAACGCAAAGAAAUGUUGUUUGAAGAUUUGAUUAUAAGGUUAAGGAUAGAAGAAGACAAUUGGGCUUUUGAGAAGAAAGUAGGGGAUUAUCCUAUAGGGGCUAGUGCGCAUGUGGUGGAAUAA